AUGAAGACUACCUUUAUUUUUCUUGUCAUGGCGGCGGCAUCGGCAGCGGCCCUUCCGGUAGCUUCCGUCGUCUCCGAGCAGUCCGACUCACUUGUUCUUCGCGACGGUACGACGGCUUUUGAUCCUGACUUGGAGUUCAAAGCCAAGCGUGAUGCCGCACAGCCGAAGUCCUCUGUCACGAUCGACAGGCUGCAGCGUCGCAAUCACAUGCAGCAGGAGUGCGGAAAAGGCCAACGAAAGUCAACGGGCCCGCGGCGGCUAGUGUUCAAGGGUAUUUUCUGGAUUUCCCGCAGAGGCUGUGACUCCACGCUGCCGCCGUCUCAACACUCACCUAUCCGUAUCGCCAUCUCCGGAGGUGGUCUCGCUGGCGCUACCCUUGUCCACGCACUCAUUCAAUAUGCGCACCUGGACGUCCAUAUCUUCGAGUCAGCCGAAGCCUUCAAGGAAGCCGGCGCGGCCGUAGGCAUCGCCCGAAAUGCUCUCUCGGCCCUGGACCUCAUCGGCCCCUCGGCGACUGCAAGCCUCCAGCGGGCGGGCGCUGUGCCUCAGAAGGGCGUGCGCUUCAUGCUGGCUCAAGGCCCCGACGCCGGGGACGAGGGCGUCAUGAUCGACGAGAUCGAUGCCGAGGUCCACCAAAAACAGGUCGUGAGCAUCGUGCACCGCGCCGCGUUCCUGAAGGAGCUCCUCGCGGACGUGCCGCCGGGCCGGAUGCACGCGUCCAAAAAGCUCGAGAGGGUCGACUACGACAAGAGUGCCGGUGCCGGGGCACCUAUGACGCUGCACUUCGCCAAUGGGUCUACGCACGAGUGUGACGUCCUCAUCGGCGCGGACGGUAUUCAUAGCAUCGUCCGCGGGAUCGUCCUUGGCGACGGUGACUCGGCCGUGCGUCCGCGGAAUUCAGGGUGGUGGGCCAUCAUGGGCCUGAAGCCUUACGCCGCAGCGCAAGAGAGUCUCGGGGAGAGCCUCGUCCACGUGGAGGAUCCGCGACAAUAUGGUUGGACCGGCGAGGGCGCGUAUCUCAUGCAUGACGUGUUGAGCGAUGGGCAGCUCGUACAGCUCAUCGCCUGCGGCAUGGACGAGGAUGCCCGCGGCUCCGACCGGUGGCAGACCACACUCAGCGCGGAUGAGAUCCGCGAGCAGUUCCGGGGUUGGCCGGCACAUCUCAAGAAUGCUGUUGAGAAGCUGCUCUGCAACGAGCCGGAGCAGACGGCGCGGUACCUAUGGGAGCAUCCGCCAGCCCGCACGUACGUCUCCGGCUCCAUCGCUGUGAUGGGCGACGCCGCACACGCCACCACGCCUUGGCAAGGCUCGGGGGCGGGCAUGGCGAUAGAAGACAGCCUGGUUCUGUCUACUCUUCUCGGCCGCGCGGAGACGGCGGCCCAGGCCUCGCUGGCUCUCGUGGUGUACGAUCAGGUCCGCCGGCCACGCACGCAACGUGUUGUCGAGUCGAGCAGAGGAACAGGUAUGAUGCGGACUGGACUAGACAAUGAAGUGGGUCUUGAUCUUCUGAAGUUUCGGCAGAGAUUGCUUUCCAGGUGGGACUUUAUCAUAGAUUUCGAUAACAAGCAGCAUUGCGCGGAAGCAUUGGCAGUCAUGAACAGGCUCCUCGAGGGAAGUCAAUAA
Diaporthe amygdali is the source of this 1623-nucleotide messenger RNA. RefSeq lists its product as uncharacterized. The record is from RefSeq and is a predicted model, not a curated record. Gene Ontology annotation, molecular function: FAD binding. Gene Ontology annotation, biological process: secondary metabolite biosynthetic process. Lineage: Eukaryota; Fungi; Ascomycota; Sordariomycetes; Diaporthales; Diaporthaceae. The coding region runs from base 1 to 1623 and encodes 540 amino acids. The transcript has 6 exons.